Messenger RNA from Bombyx mandarina (wild silkworm), 963 nucleotides. RefSeq names its product tRNA splicing endonuclease subunit 34 (gene Tsen34). Gene Ontology annotation, biological process: tRNA splicing, via endonucleolytic cleavage and ligation; tRNA-type intron splice site recognition and cleavage. Lineage: Eukaryota; Metazoa; Arthropoda; Insecta; Lepidoptera; Bombycidae. Gene Ontology annotation, cellular component: tRNA-intron endonuclease complex. Gene Ontology annotation, molecular function: nucleic acid binding; tRNA-intron lyase activity. The record is from RefSeq and is a predicted model, not a curated record.
CGUUUUUUCAAAGGCUUUCACGCAAGUCAAAAAAUAGUCAUCAAAGAAGUAAUUCAACAAUUAUGAUACCGAUAUACGUUGAAAAAGGAAUUGGUUAUUUGUGGAACUCGGAACAUUGGUAUAUUUUACGUACUCAGCAUCGAAUAUGCUCUGCUUUCGUUGGCUCAGUACCUUCAUUUCCAAGGCAAAAUGAUUUCUUGGAUCUUUGCAGGGCUUCCGAUUGCAUUAUCUUCUGAAGAAACAGCAUUAUUGGUUGAAAAGAGGAUAUGUGAACUUCAUGAAAUGCCAGCUGAAUUUUGUAAAUAUGAACCAACAGAAAAGGAUAAAGAAUUAAUGGAAGAAUUUUUAAAAAAAGUACUUGAACAACAAGCAUCAGCAUUAAAGAAACGCAAAAUAGAACAAUUAUCACAAAAGAUUGAUAUCAUUGUGGCUGGGAAAAAGAAAAACCUCAUAAAUAAAGGGAUGUCUGAUGCAAAUAUUGAUAAAGAUGCAAUGUUGGAAGAAGAAAUAAAAAGAAUACAAGAUUUAGAUCCAGACCACACUUUAGUACAACUUCCACAAGAAAUGUAUAGAAAUAUAGAAACCAGUCCAGUAGGUUUGGAUGUAUUAAGACCAAAUAUUUUGGAAGGAGAUGGUGCCAUUAAGUAUUCUAUAUUCAAAGACUUAUGGGAGAAAGGAUACUAUGUUACCAGUGGAUCAAAAUUUGGAUGUGAUUAUCUUAUAUACCCAGGCGAUCCUGUGCAGUUUCAUGCCUCGCAUAUGGUUCGAUGCGUUUGUAAUCAAGAAAAUGUUUUCCACCCUAAAAGCUUAGUGGCGUUCGGCAGAUUAUCAGUGGCCGUCAAUAAGUAUGCAGUUUUUGCAUAUAGAACUCAGUGUGCGCGAAUUGCAUAUCAAACUCUGCAAUGGCAUGACAGCAUGGAUUCUUGAAGAAUCAUUAAACAAUAAUAAAGUUUAAUAAAGGAA